AUGGCCUCGGAGUCGGUGAAGGUGGUGGUGCGCUGCCGCCCCAUGAACCAGCGGGAGUGGGAGCUGAACUGCCAGCCUGUGGUGACGGUGGACUCCGCGCGCGGCCAGUGCUUCAUCCAGAACCCGGGGGCCGUCGACCAGCCCCCCAAGCAGUUCACUUUCGACGGCGCCUACUACAUGGACCACUUUACCGAGCAGAUCUACAACGAAAUCGCCUACCCGCUGGUGGAGGGUGUCACCGAGGGCUACAACGGCACCAUCUUUGCCUACGGCCAGACAGGCAGCGGGAAGUCCUUCACCAUGCAGGGCCUGCCGGACCCACCCUGCCAAAGAGGCAUCAUCCCUAGGGCCUUUGAGCACGUUUUCGAGAGCGUCCAGUGUGCAGAGAACACCAAGUUCCUGGUCCGGGCCUCCUACCUGGAGAUCUACAAUGAAGAUGUCCGUGACCUGCUGGGCACUGACACCAAGCAGAAGCUGGAGCUGAAGGAGCACCCGGAGAAGGGGGUGUACGUGAAGGGGCUCUCCAUGCACACGGUGCACAGUGUGGCCCAGUGCGAGCGCGUCAUGGAGAUGGGCUGGAAGAACCGCUCGGUUGGCUACACCCUGAUGAACAAGGACUCCUCCCGCUCCCACUCCAUCUUCACCAUCAGCAUCGAGAUCUACGCGGUGGCUGAGCGGGGCAAGGACCACCUCCGGGCGGGCAAGCUGAACCUGGUGGACCUGGCAGGCAGCGAGCGGCAGUCCAAGACGGGUGCCACGGGGGAGCGGCUCAGGGAGGCCACCAAGAUCAACCUGUCGCUGUCGGCGCUGGGCAACGUCAUCUCGGCCCUGGUGGACGGGCGCUGCAAACACAUCCCCUACCGGGACUCGAAACUGACGCGGCUGCUGCAGGACUCUCUGGGCGGCAGCACCAAGACGCUGAUGGUGGCCUGCCUGUCGCCUGCUGACAACAACUACGGUGAGACCCUCAGCACGCUGCGCUAUGCCAACCGAGCCAAGAACAUCAGGAACAAGCCUCGCAUCAACGAGGACCCCAAGGAUGCCCUCCUGCGCGAGUACCAGGAGGAGAUCAAGAAGCUCAGGGCGAUUCUGGCUCAGCAGACGAGCCCCAGUAACUUCUCAGCCCUGCUGAACAAUCAGGUUCCCCCAAACCCCAUCCAGAUUGAAGAGAAGCUGUUGCCCCCAUCUGUGAUCCAGCACGACAUGGAGGCCGAGAAGCAGCUGAUCCGGGAGGAGUACGAAGAGCGCCUGGCCCGGCUGAGGGCUGACUAUGAGGCAGAGCAGGAGUCCAGGGCCCGGCUGGAGGAGGACAUCGCUGCCAUGCGCAACUCGUACGAUGUGAAGCUGUCCACACUGGAGGAGAACCUGCGCAAGGAGACAGAGGCUGUCCUGAAGGCAGAAGUCCUCUACAAGGCCGAGGUCAUGUCCAGGGCUGAGUUUGCCAGCAGUUCUGAGUACUCACCGACUUUCCAGUACAAGAUGGCCGUGAAACCCGAGAUCUACUCCAUGCCUGACACCCUGGCCAGUGAGGGUAUCUUCAAGACUGAGGUUUCUUCCAGGUUUGAGGAACUGCCCAAGGUAGAGGCCUCCAAGUCGGAGGUUUCUGUUGGGUCUGAUGAGUCUUCCACGCUCGAAGAAAAUUUCAUCUCCACGGCUUUCCCUGGGCCCAGGGAGCCCUCCAGCCUGGAGGUCCCUGUGCCCGAGGUGGAGGCCCCGAGUGGACACUUCCUAGAUGAGGAUGUCAGCCGGGAGGCCACGGAGCCCCUGUGGGAGGAGGAGCCCUUCCUCCAGGGAGAAGAGCCCCCCCACCUGAGGGCCCUGGAGCUACUUCCGGGCCUGCACGUCCCAUUUGCCGAGGUGGAAGCCAAGCUGGCCAGGCUCUCCUCCACGGUGGCCGGGCUGGACGUGCCCCAGGCGGACAUACCCAAGGUCACCACGCAGCACCCCUCCCGGACAGAUCUGCUGGAGCCUGGUGACCUCAGGUCUGAAGCUGAGGCGGCCGAUGACCUCCUGCCCAGGACUGAGGUUGACCUGGGCCCGGGAGUGACCGAGGAGGUGGUGCUGGCAGCAGAGCCCAGCGUGGGAGCCGAGGGUGAAGCCCAGGUGGCCUUGGGGGCUCAGCCUCAGUCUCUGCUGGCCAUGACAGCUGCGAGAAGGGACAGUAUGGAGGUGGCAGUGCUGACCAAUGGCCUACUGCCCACUGUGGACCAGCAGCAGGUGCUUGCCCGCUUGCAGCUGUUGGAGCAGCAGGUGGUCGGGGGGGAGCAGGCCAAGAACAAGGACCUGAAGGAGAAGCACAGGCGGCGGAAGCUGUAUGCAGACGAGCGCAAGCAGUUGGUGGCGGCCCUGCAGAACUCAGACGAGGACAGCGGGGACUGGGUGCUGCUCAACGUCUACGAUUCCAUCCAGGAGGAAGUGAGGGCCAAGAGCAAGCUGCUGGAGAAGAUGCAGAGGAAGCUUCGGGCGGCAGAGGUGGAGAUCAAAGAUCUGCAGUCAGAGUUUGAGCUAGAGAAGAUCGAUUACUUGGCCACCAUCCGUCGGCAGGAACGUGACUUUAUGCUCUUGCAGCAGCUCUUUGAGCAGGUGCAGCCCCUGAUUCGCCGGGACUGUAACUAUAGCAACCUGGAGAAGAUAAGGCGCGAGUCCUGCUGGGAUGAGGAUAAUGGCUUCUGGAAGAUCCCCCAGCCCAUCAUCAUAAAAACCAGCCUCCCAGUAGCAGUUUCAACAGGGCUACAGAACAGAUCAGCCCGCAAAACCUCCACAGCGGACAACGGUGAACCAGGCAAGGAAGAAGACCGCUACAGGCUGAUGCUCAGUCGGAGUGACAGUGAAAACAUUGCCAGUAACUACUUCCGGCCCAAGCGGGCCAGCCAGAUCCUCAGCACGGAUCCCAUGAAGAGCCUCACACAUCACGGCUCGCCACCAGGCCUCAGCUCCCCACUUGGCAACAGCUCUGCCAUCCCACCUACCCAGGCCCCUGAAAUGCCCCAGCCUCGGCCUUUCCGCCUUGAGUCCCUUGACAUCCCCUUCACCAAGGCCAAGCGUAAGAAAAGCAAAAGCAGCUUUGGCGGUGAGCCUCUGUGAACACAUUGCCUGCUGCUGCCCUGCCUUUGGACUCCGUGAGACUGCCAGGCCCCUCCGGGGCAGACCCAGCUAGGUCUCUUCCCACCUGCCCCCCUCCGAGGGGGCCCUGGCCCUGGGAAAGCACAGUCCCCUCCCUGCUACCCAGAGAGCCCACUCUGCCCGGGGCAUGAGCUCCUCGGAGGCUGGACCAUCCUUGGCGAGACCUGCUCCGGCUCUCCACGCCACGUCGGUGUUUUCAUCUGCCCGCCACCGUGCCCACCAGUGUUGUCCUGUGCCUCCAUGGGCUCAGAAACCUCAGCUCUGCCUCAAGGCCUUCACUCGCAGCCCGAUAGAGUGGGGCAGUGACUUCCACAUGGGUCAAGCUCAAUGUCUUGGUGAUUGAAAAUUGUGCCUCCACCUAGUAGGCCCCGCUUGGUGAGGAAGCCCUAUGGGACAGGCACAGGAGUCCUGGAGCAGCUGUUCCCGUGCUGCCUACUCCCAGCUGGUCUGCGGCCCAGAGGAGGCCACUCCACAUUAAGCUUCCCUAAUAAACUGCCUUUAACUGAUGAACUGCCCUUCUCUGAUCAUCUGACAGCAUCACUGGGGCCCCUCCCUGCCACUACCUGGCCUUCAUGGGGAAGCUCUUUCUGGAGCAGGGAUUCUUAACUGCCUGUAGGCUCCAGGGUCUCUGCAAUCCCCUGUAAUUGUGAGUAUAAGUGCAUUUUUCUGGGGAGAGCACGUGAAUGUGAACUGUCCUUAGAUUCUCGAAGGAUCUGUGACCCAGGAAAGCAGAGUCCUUGUUUUGGAAAAUAGAGGCCACAUCUUGCUGAGGCCCAGAGAAGACCCAGGUCUUGAUGGCCGUCAGGGGCUGUGCUGGAACUGCAUGUGCUAACACGGCCAGAAAUGAAUCCAGGCCACCCCACCUGCCUAAGACAGACCCAUCCCCUUGCCCAUUGUAUCCCAGGCCUGCCCUGUGGGAGGGGCCCACAAUCUGAGGGAAAAGUCUUGGCCUUUGGUGCUAUCCUAAGCCUCAUUUCACGCUGAGCCUCAUCUGUGAAAUGGGGAUACCAACCUCAUAGGGUUAUCGUGAAGGUUAAAUGAGAUAGUGUGUAAAGUUCCUGUUGCAUAGCAGGUACUGUGUUAGUCCCCCUAAAUCCUCCCCCUCCAUAUUUUGUAUUAAUUACUGUGAUACCUGCCACAAGCCACAUGUCUGGGCCAAGGAGUUCACGCUCUGGAGAAGCUAGGGUGGAAGGUGAUUAGGAAACUUCGGAGAUCAGUCUAAGGGAAGUCAGGCCGCAGUGCAUACUUUGAGCAAGAGGAUGUAAGAUCAGGUCUUUAUGGGGAACAAAGUGCCCUUGUGAAGGGAGCAGCAGUGGGUAGGGCUACCAUAAAGGAUGGAGAAGAUCCCGGGGCUUAAGAUGGGAAUGUGGGAAGAGGGUUCCUGGUGGAGGGGGCUGCAUGAACAAAAGGCAGGAGGUGGGGAAGCUCAGGGUAUGUUAAAGGUGGGAGGAGAACUGUUCCAUGGAAGUCCUGAGCAGGGAUGGAGAAGCUGAUGAGGCUGCCAAGAUGAGUUUAGGUGGAGACCUGAGUAAAUAGCCUUUGGGUGCCCCUGAGCUGUGGCAGACUGCUCAGCAACGGGCCGGCACCAUCAGGUCUGAGCUUGAGGUGGAUUGACGUGGCAUUGUGUGCAGAAGGGCAGGAGGGCUGGGCUGUGGGGCAGGAGCUAGGGGUGAGAGGCUUAACUUUCCGUGCAGCCCUAACCUUCCAUGCAGGGGAUGGAGGUAGAAUCCGCUAAGGAGAUGCACAGAGCGAGACUUUGACUUUUGCCCCCGCAUUCUUGGCUUGGUGGACAAGUAUAAGAGGUCAGAACAGAAAGGCUACCUUCUCUCUUCACAGUUACCUUCACCAUUUGCCCUGGGAUUGUGUUUGGGACCCACAGAAUAGCUGAAGGCUUGGAGAUGCUUGUGGUAGCUUUUACUUAGAGUCGUGGUGGGACUGAGGCAGGUCUGAGGUGAGCGGGUUGCCCUUGUGUCAGUUUAGAAGGGGUGGGGGCAAGCAGUACUGAGUGGAGGCUCAGCCUGGCUCUGCACGAAGUGCUUCAAAACCCGCCCUAGUCCACCCACGAGCGAAGGCUGUUCCAAAGGCACACAGGUAAGUAGGAGAGCUGGGCCUCGCCAGUGUCUAUUGCCAGCCUAGGACAGUGGCCUGGAGACCAGGGAAAUGCCCAGGUAACAGGGCUCGUGAGAGACGGGGCUUGGAAAUGAACUCAGCUAGAGCUUUUGAUUGGUAGGCCAGUCCGCCGCUCAUCCACACUGCCUCCAGUGUGGUCCACCACCAGGCGGGGGAGGACAGGCCCGCGCCAAGGCCCUGGGCCCCUGAGCAGCAGGACAAAUUCUCCACCCCCUCCCUGAUCUUUUUCCAACCACUUUCUCCCUGGAGACAGUGGGGGUGGGGCCUUGUUCCUAGUCGAAUCUGUCCCAGGCCAGUGAAGACCGAGGAGGUGGCCCGAGUUGACGCCGCCACUGCCCCAGACCCUGUCCUGAACGCGACGGCCCAGACCAGGACCAAGAGGUUGAAGAGGCGGGAUCCACCCAUCAGUCCCAAGCUCCGGCGGGAAGCAGGUUCUGGGCUCCGGGCGGAAGCCCGGGAUGGGCGGAACCAAAGGGCUAUUAACUCUGUUGAUUGGCCGCGGCAGCAGAGCUGUCUCUCUAGGAUUGAGCCUUUUCCUUUCGAGAGGCGGAGCCGCGCGCCCCUUCCACCAAUAGCAUUCAGAGUAUCCGCCUCCUACCGGUGCACUUCCGGCCGCGCUCCCCGCUCCUCACCGUCGGAGCCGCGGCUCCGAACGCCCAGCCCCGACGUACGCGGAUUACUUCCGGGUGGUACUCCACGACCACGGGCCGCGAUUGGGCGACUGUGGAAGGGGCACUUCCGGUAUCCAGGUGCUUGGGUUCUUUGGCAGGAGCAGGAAUAUGGGGCUCGGCGCCGCGGCCCGUGCUUGGUCCAUCUUGUGGCUGCUGCUGCCCUUGCUUGGCCUGGUCGGCGCCAGCGGUCCCCGCACCUUGGUGCUGCUGGACAACCUCAACCUGCGGGAGACGCAUUCGCUUUUCUUCCGGAGCCUGAAGGAUCGGGGCUUUGUACUCACAUUCAAGACCGCAGAUGACCCCAGCCUGUCCCUCAUUAAGUACGGGGAGUUCCUCUAUGACAAUCUCAUCAUCUUCUCCCCUUCGGUAGAAGAUUUCGGGGGAAAUAUCAACGUGGAGACCAUCAGUACCUUUAUCGACGGUGGAGGCCGUGUCCUGGUAGCUGCCAGCUCAGACAUUGGUGACCCUCUUCGAGAGCUGGGCAGUGAGUGUGGGAUCGAAUUUGACGAGGAGAAAACAGCUGUCAUCGACCAUCACAACUAUGACAUCUCAGACCUUGGCCAGCAUACGCUCGUCGUGGCCGACACAGAGAACCUGCUCAAGGCCCCGACCAUCGUGGGGAAGUCGUCUCUGAAUCCCGUCCUCUUUCGAGGGGUCGGGUG
Molecule: messenger RNA, 6586 nt
Organism: Physeter macrocephalus (sperm whale)
Lineage: Eukaryota; Metazoa; Chordata; Mammalia; Artiodactyla; Physeteridae
Gene: KIF17
Product: kinesin family member 17
Exons: 19
Coding region: 1-3084 (1027 amino acids)
Biological process (GO): mitotic spindle organization; spindle elongation; microtubule-based movement
Cellular component (GO): microtubule associated complex
Molecular function (GO): ATP binding; microtubule binding; microtubule motor activity
Source: RefSeq, a predicted model, not a curated record